Messenger RNA from Anolis sagrei ordinatus, 6165 nucleotides. RefSeq names its product poly(ADP-ribose) polymerase family member 3 (gene PARP3). NCBI's taxonomy places the organism in Eukaryota, Metazoa, Chordata, Lepidosauria, Squamata, Anolidae. The record is from RefSeq and is a predicted model, not a curated record. Gene Ontology annotation, cellular component: nucleolus; site of double-strand break. Gene Ontology annotation, biological process: protein poly-ADP-ribosylation; double-strand break repair. Gene Ontology annotation, molecular function: NAD+ poly-ADP-ribosyltransferase activity; NAD+-protein mono-ADP-ribosyltransferase activity.
UCUGCCAAAGGGGCGGGUGGCUGAGGUCAGCAGGAGGAGCCUCGUCAAGCGGAGCGGAGCCCAGCCCGGAUCUGACUUGCCCCGACUUGCCUUGCCGCCCCUCUUCUUUCCCUUCCUUCCUUCCUUCCUUCCUUCCGUCUCUCCUUCCCCAGGCUACGAAGCCAGGUGCAUCCCAGGCCAGACCCGGCAGGUUAAAGCUCCAAAGGAACCAUGCCCCCCAAGCGCAAGGUUUCUGCCCGAACCCCGGCUCCUGUCAAGGGAAAGAAGAUUAAAAAGGAGCCUGAGCCAGAGCCUGAACCAGAGGAAGACAGUUUCCGUUCCACUUUGGUGGCUUUGAAGGCAGCUCCCAAGGAGAAGCUGAAGAGUAAAAUUGACUCUGUUUGUUGGCUGAGCAACUCUGCUGAUGGUAAGAUUUAUGAGGACUAUGACUGCAUGCUGAACCAAACCAACAUUGGUCACAACAACAACAAGUUCUACAUCAUCCAACUCAUAGAAGAGAAUGGGAAAUACAGUUGUUGGAACCGCUGGGGCCGUGUGGGUGAAGCAGGACAGUCAAAACUCAGCAGUUUCCCAUCCUUGGAAGCUGCCAAGAAAGAUUUUGAGAAGAAGUUUCGGGACAAGACAAAGAACAACUGGGCUGACAGAGAGAACUUUGUCUGUCAUGAUGGCAAAUAUACCCUGAUUGAGGUGCAACAAGGGGAUGAAGAAGACCAAGAAGUGAUACUUAAGGUGGACAGCACAGAUGGAGUGAAGCCAUCCAAGCAGAGAAUACUACCAUGCACCUUGAAUAAGCCAACCCAGGAACUGGUCUCCCUCAUCUUCAGCAAUGACAUGUUUAAAGAUGCUAUGCAGACCAUGAAUAUAGAUGUGAAGAAGAUGCCCUUAGGGAAGCUAAGCAAACAGCAGAUUGCCAAAGGCUUUGAAGCCUUGGAGGCCAUAGAAACAGCCCUGCAGGAGCAGUCAUGUUCCCAGAAGAAGUUGGAAGAGCUUUCCUCUCGCUUCUACACCAUCAUCCCUCAUAACUUUGGCCGCUGUCGUCCUCCAGCCAUUAAUACACAAGAGAUCAUCCAGGCUAAGAAAGAUAUGCUGUUGGUACUGGCAGAUAUUGAAUUGGCCCAAAGUUUACAGGCCCAGAAAAAGGAGAAGGAAGAAGAGGAGGAGGAGAUGAAGGAAGUACCACAUCCACUGGACAAGGACUAUGGACUCUUGAAGUGCCAGCUCACCCUGGUAGACCCAUCAGUAGAGGAUUAUAAGCUGACUGUAAACUACAUAGAGAAGACAGGCUGCAGUUACCGAAAACUUAACGUCAUGAAUAUUUGGAAAGUUAACAGGGAGGGUGAGGGUAGCCGUUUCAAGAUCCAUGACCAUCUGGAAAACAGGCGUCUGCUGUGGCAUGGCACCAAUGUUGCAGUUGUUGCUGCCAUCCUGAAGAGUGGCCUGCGCAUCAUGCCACACUCUGGUGGACGUGUGGGCAAGGGCCUGUACUUUGCAUCUGAGAACAGUAAAUCGGCAGGCUAUGUUGGCACCACCUCCAAGCAGGUGGGGAUCAUGUUCCUGAAUGAGGUGGCCCUCGGCAAAGAGUAUCGUAUCACCUGCGAUGACUCUUCCCUACGCAAACCCCCAAAUGGUUAUGACAGUGUCUUGGCCUGUGGCAGGACUGAACCUGACCCUGCGCGUGAUAAAGAAUUAAUCCUGGACGGGAAAAAAGUACUGAUCUCCCAAGGAAAGCCCAUUCCUAUGAAGCAAUAUGAGAACUCAUCCUUCAGCCAGAGCGAGUACCUCAUCUACCAGGAGAGUCAAUGUCGCAUCCGUUACCUCGUCCAGUUUCACUUCUGAGGAGUUUCUUGGUUUGCUCUCCUGCCAAGCCUGACAUGUUUGCAAUUGGGGCCCUUUUCUUUCUAGAGCAGUCCUGUGAGAGGGACUAUAAUACCAGUCUUGAGUGCCUUGACAUAGCUGGCAGCAUUCCCCAUCUCUACACCAAUGGUUUGUUAGGGAAUUCUGGGGUGCCAGUAGGACUGAGAAGAGAAAAAAUCAUCUCUCUUUUUUUUGUUUUGUUCAUGUUUGGCAAGUAAGAAAAAAAGAAUCUUAUUUAGUUGGUUGAAAUAUAUCCCUAAGACAGCUUUAUUGGGGCACAGCCCCUUUAGAAGCAAUCUGGACCUGUGUGUCCUGUAAAUAAAUGUGUGUAGAGUUACUUUUUUGUGUGGCUGCUUCCAUUCUCAGGUAGUCGAUAUAUCUGCUUUGGUAGCUUCCGCUUUACAGGGCGAGCUGUAUGCAAAAGGUGUGGAUGAAUUUCUUUGAUGAUGUGCACAUUCAUAUAAAAGCUGCCUGGGCAACUGUGACUUGCUAGAUGGUCUUAGAUUGUGGCUGCCAGCAUCCUCUCCAGCUCUUAUGUAGACUCAAGCUGGAGAGAAUUAUUAUCUAGCAUAACACUUCUGGUAUAAAGAGACCUAUACCGGUUUGUAUUCCCUUUCUGCCUAAAGUCAGAAUGGAGAAUGCCUGGCCUUUUAGAUGUUUUUGAGAAUCUAAUUCCAUUCAACAGUUACCAGCAUAAUAAAUGGUAAGAGAUGCAUUUCAAAACAUCUGGACAGCUACAACUUAUUCUCUGGCCAGAUUCAUUUUACAGAUUGUAGCAUCUCCCACAUUGCCCCUCUCCCAUACCAAAUACCAAAGUUGACUAGUUUGACAGUUGAGCCUUAUAUCAAAAAUAGCAACAGAACAGUAUCUGAGGGCAAAAGACAAGCUCACGGGGAAGCAGGGAAGCAAAAUGACACACACAGUUCUACGUUUGUCAUGCCUUCAGUGCUCUUCCCCCCACUUCCCCAUCCAUAUCUGUUACCUGAGGCAUCUGUCUCCAUCUGCCUAAGGGCAGGGCUGGCCCAGCUCAAGUGAUAAACAGCUUUUACAUUAUCUCCCAGUAUAAUGGCAAAACCUUGCACUCCUUUUGUGCAGUUGUUGCUUUAUAAGUGGCUUAUCUGACUGUUCACCCACUCAUUUCUAGUACCUUUGCUGCUACAGAGCCAGAGAAACUGACAAAAGGUAGCCAUGAAAUCACAACUUGAGAAAUUUAGAUAGAAGAUACAGACAGCCCUUUUCUAUUUGUUGAGCACUUUACCAGGUGGGGAAAAGCUGUUGCCUAUGUUUUUCCACAUAUUCUCAUUCCUACUACACCCAGGUUUGAUGUGGACACUUUAUUGUAUUUAAGUCAAUGGAAAAAUGACAAUAUUUAUUUAUUAUAUUUGUGACUAUAUUCCUACCAGUAUAUUCAAGAUGGAAUAUUAAUACUCUUAUUCCCGAGUCUUUCUUCACAAUAGCUCUAGGAUAGGCCAGACUCAAAGAGAGUGAGUGGUAAUCCAGAGGAUUUAAUGGCAUAUCAGGAACUGGAUCAUUAUAGCACACAGGCUUUGGGAAUUCAACCUACAUCAGGACUUGGGAAAGUGUGUUUCCAUCUUCACCACAAAUGUCCUGCCCUGCCACACAAAGUUUGUCUGUAUGGCUGAGCCCAAAGCAGGAAUGGCCAGUGGACAGAACAGAUACCAGUAAAUUUGUAUUUGUUCUGUCCUUCCUUUUAGUCCUACUUUGAGAUUAAAGAGCUAGGCUUCUGGAUCUUUAAUAGUAUUUGAGCAGUUGGUGUUCCUGUGAAAGAGGAAGAAGAGCCUCAGCCCCAAAUGUUCUUUUUAGGGGGUCAAUGAGUUUUAUUUGUCAAGUAUGCUACAGUCAAUCUCUCUCUAUAAUUACAGCUCCUAUCACCAUAGUAUUCUUGUGUUUCUUCUGUAUUUACAGAGCAAAAUAAUAAUUACACGGGAGGGGGGUAUUCCCUGCUGCUUACUCCCAGCUUGAAGAAGAAAUGGCUAGAGUGGUUUAUGAGCCUGCUUUUAAUUUGUGUGAAUGAUUAUCUCAAAAAUUACUGAUAGGAAUCUCAGUCUCUAAGUUUGAGCUCGUUGUUUUACUGGCAUAGCUCAGAUAACAAUGUGUUCCUGGGUGUUUCUUCUUUAACAAAAAUAUGAUACCCAAAGGCAGGGAUAGUGUGGAUAAAAUAAGGAUACGUUCCUGUACCACUCAAAAGAAGAGCAGCUCACCUUGUUUCAGCAGACUUUUUGCCCCAAACUAACAAUAUGCACAUGUGAAAUAAAACCAGGUCUGGUAAGUCCUUGCAUAAGUAAGCAAAGACAUUCUGAGGCUCAUGGAGACCACUUUCCUUCUUUCAAAAUGCUUCCAGAGAUUACUUUUCUUUCACAGAACUGUAACUUUUCAUGAUUUCUGUUUUCUUGCCCAAACUUAGAAACCUAUGAUUUUGUUUAAUGUGCUGGAAUAGCUAAUGAGGCAGGCUUACAUGCUUUCACAUUUUUGUUCUGUUUUGCUGUUUACAUGUUCUCAGUAAGGGAGUCUGGGGGCAGCUGCUGCUUAUCUUGGUCUUUUUAUAUAAACGCAUUCUGAAACAGUAAGAUCAACUAGAGAAGAAUUCAUUUUCCCAUCUCAAGCUUUAUUGCGAUGUUUACUGCAGACAUGCAGUUCCAAUCCAGCACUUUUUAAAAAUUGUGUCAGAAGCAACUCAAGAAACUGCAAGUCGCUUCUGGUGUGAGAGAAUUGGCCAUCUGCAAAGACAUUGCCCAGGGGAUGCCCAGAUGUGUUACCAUCUUGUGGGAGGUUUCUGUCAUGUCUCUGCAUAAGAAGCUGGGACUGACAGAAGGGAGCUCACCCUGUCUUGCAGAUACACAAGCUUCCAGUGCUGGAUUAGGAGCCAUGGUAGCACAAUGGGUUAAAUCCUUGUGCCAGCUGAACUGUUGACCUGAAGGUUGGUGUUUCGAUUCUUUAUCCCCCACCACCCUCCCAGUGCCAAUACCGAAUGUUUUGUUUUGUUUUUUAAAAAUGCAGCUAGCAAGAAAACAAAGAGAAGUUGGAGAUCAAAUGGGUAUGAAAGGACUUUGUGAGAAGAACCUUCUUUGUUAGAGGCUUUGUUAGCUGAGUUAUACAUUUAUUAAUAAGACCUACAGCCUAACCUCUUUGGGAGCUGCAUUUCAUGAAAUAUGAAGCUGUCCCAUAUUGUUCAGUUAUAUGUAGGAAAACCUUUCUCAUUCAUUGAGUUUCUCUGGAGUCCACGUACAUUUCCUCCCAGUUGUUUUUUUGUGUGAAACUGGUUUCUUCUGAUAUUGCAAUUCAUGCUAAAUGUUGAGUGCUUUGUUUAUUUACAUGCACAAUUUGUAUCUGGCUUAAAUACACCUUGUUUUGUCUUCAUUUGGCUCCUUGGAAAGUGAAGUUUCACAAAUAUGUUGAAUGCUCCAGGUAAGAGACACAUUGUCUUACAAGUUCUUAGAAAGUGGAGGCACUUUAGUCAAGACCAAGACAACUUUUCCCAGCUCUUAGCCCAAUAUUACUUCAUUUGCUUGGCAGUUGCUCUACUCCACUGUGUCAUGGUGGGGUCUCCAAGCAGCGGUCAGAAACCUGUUACCAUGUUGAGCUGCUGAUAAGCGGACCUCAGAAUGUAUCCGUGCAACAUGGGCGCUCUUCUACUGGACCUCAUUGUCUAGUUUAUUUCCACUUCAGAAAACCAUAAAAGAACUAUCCAUAUAGUAGGUACAAAUUAAUAGUCAUGAAACUAGACAAUGGAAAGCCAUGACGUCAUAUAUAAUCCUUAAAACCAAGUAUAAGACAAGGAGAGGAGCUAAAUCAAUGAUUUCCUUGUAUUUUGGCUGUGUCUUUCCUCAGCCUAGAAGGCACAAUGGUGGACUCACACAUAUUGCCGCAGUAGUGAGGACCAAAAGGAGAGCACAGCCCAUCACCGCAUGCCUUCAUCUCAACACAGAACAAUGCUACUUUCUUUUCUUUUGAAGCAACAAGUGUGUGAGUGUGCAUGAGAGAGAGAACCGACAAUACUUCCUUGUCAUCAAUUGUCUUGUUCUCGCUGCAACAUGACAUCACAACUCCAUCAAAACACCAGUCUGGCAAGUCCAAGCAAUCCAGCAGCCCCAUGUUAAGUCUGUCAGGUAUUGGCAUCUAUCUUUUGAUAAAAAUAGGAUGCAUUGUUCCCGGGCAGCAAUACUCUAAGGAGCAAAUAUAACAGGCAGUAAAUAUAGCAAACAAACAAGCAAAACAUUGCAGGACUGUGGCAGUAUUUCAUAGUUCAAAUGGCACUGUAUAUCACAUCAUUAAUAAAUAUCUUUUCAAUGA